AUGAAUCAGAACCACUGGUGUGAAAGAUGGCGUCUCCAGAACAGAUGUGACAGAGAUGGUGAAAUUGGAAUAGAAAGGAAGCCUUACAGGAAACAAGGAAUGAAUACUAGUUACUUAAUUACUCCCACAAUGGAGGAAGAGACGAAUGUGUCGGGCUGGCUGUCCUGGAUUGGGAAUGGGAUCGUCAUCUUCAUCAUGUACAAACAAAGGCUAGCCCUCGAGCCCCAAGAUUAUCUUACAUUGAAUCUUGCUGUAUCGGACGCCAGUGUUUCAAUUUUUGGCUACUCACGAGGAAUCAUUGAAAUUUUUAAUGUUUUCCAAGAUGAUGGGUUUCUCAUCACAACUAUAUGGACUUGUGAAGUGGAUGGGUUUUUGACUCUGCUGUUCGGUCUGGGCAGCAUUAACACUUUGACAGCCAUUAGCAUCAUCAGAUACAUCAAAGGCUGUAAACCACACCAAGCUCACAGAGUUGACAAAUGCAAUAUUAUGCUGGCAUUGUCUUUUGUGUGGUUGAUCGCUCUCUUCUGGUCCAUAGCACCUUUUCUAGGAUGGGGCAGUUACACAGAUCGUAUGUACGGCACUUGUGAAAUCGACUGGAUCCAGGCAACCUUCUCUCUUGCCUACAAAUCAUAUGUUAUUGGCAUAUUCCUCUGCUGUUUCUUCCUCCCUGUUUCAAUCAUGAUUUUCUCAUAUGUGGCCAUAAUAAAAAUGGUCAGAUACAGUCACAAAUGUGCCAGAGGAGGUGACGUCAGCAUACGCCAACGCCAAGUGGAACGUGAAAUAACACGGGUGUCUCUUGUGAUCUGUACAGCCUUCAUUCUGGCUUGGUCCCCUUAUGCUGUCAUCUCAAUGUGGUCAGCAUGUGGUUACAGUGCACCAGCAAUCACGAGCAUACUGGCUUGUCUUAUCGCCAAAUCUGCCAGCUUCUAUAACCCCAUCAUUUACUUUGGCAUGAGCCCCAAGUUCCGCAAGGAGGUGCAGGCUCUGUUCCACUGCUUGAAGGAAAACAAUGAUGUGGGCACCAUGAAAUCUGGUAAUCAGUUUGUGGACAGGAAGAUACCAGAGCCUGGAAACAAAGGUGACAAGUACCUGGUACUUCAGAUUCCUGCAUCUAAGAGAUCAGACCUGGGAGCAGAACUAGAAUCUGGUUUAGACUCCACACAAAACAUCAAUGUGACCUCUAACUUGAAAAAUAUGCAGACACAAGGGCUGGAAAUUGAAUCCGAGCACCUUUAA
Pristis pectinata (smalltooth sawfish) is the source of this 1236-nucleotide messenger RNA. RefSeq names its product opsin 6, group member b (gene opn6b). NCBI's taxonomy places the organism in Eukaryota, Metazoa, Chordata, Chondrichthyes, Rhinopristiformes, Pristidae. Bases 1 to 1236 code for a protein of 411 amino acids. Gene Ontology annotation, cellular component: membrane. Gene Ontology annotation, molecular function: G protein-coupled receptor activity. The record is from RefSeq and is a predicted model, not a curated record. Gene Ontology annotation, biological process: G protein-coupled receptor signaling pathway. The transcript has 6 exons.